Molecule: messenger RNA, 729 nt
Organism: Lindgomyces ingoldianus
Lineage: Eukaryota; Fungi; Ascomycota; Dothideomycetes; Pleosporales; Lindgomycetaceae
Exons: 10
Coding region: 1-729 (242 amino acids)
Source: RefSeq, a predicted model, not a curated record
AUGGAUACAGCAGACAGCAGAGAAAUUACUCAGAGACCAAAAAAGGAGAGGCGGUUGAAAGAUCAGGUGCUUAUAUACAUACACCUCCCUGCAUUUGCUAAGACCAGAGAUAUAAUGCAUGGUCGCUGUGAAAGCGGUGAAACAGCCACAAGGAUCUCAGUCAAUAAUCACGUUUCAACAUAUUCCAUUCCACCAUUAAACUGUAGCCUUCCAGUAGACUUCCCCGAAUACGGGUGGGUAUUCGCGAGCCUGACCAUUCAUGCCUCAGCCAACGCGCAAACAGCCAUCCAUUGUUCCAUCCAUCUGUGCAUCUACCAUUCGACAAAUGUCCUGCUGCAUAUCCACGCACAUAUGAACGCUUCCGAACAGGAUGCGCGGUCGCAUUCGCUAUCGAAAGACCACAUAACAUGCAUAGCUGAACAUCCUCAUAUUAUCUCUUCAAAUGAUGCAAAAUCGGUUGGGAGAUUCGUGAAUCUACCAGCAUACAUAACACAUCGUGUCGACAUUGCCGAAAAUACCGAAGAACGAAGUCGAGGUCGAAGUCGAGUGAGUCAGCGGUUCGGUGCUAGAGCGCUUCCUGUUGAAGCGCGGGGAAAGCGAACAAAUGCAGUGGUAAAAAAGCUGAUCGUUAAAACAUUGGUGUUGGAAAAGCCCAGUCCGGACUGGUAUGCAAUCGAGGACCUGAAAUCGAGAACCAUGACGCCGCCGAUGCGGGCUGAAGGCGGUUGA